Messenger RNA from Egretta garzetta (little egret), 893 nucleotides. RefSeq names its product olfactory receptor 14C36. The transcript has a single exon. Gene Ontology annotation, cellular component: membrane. The record is from RefSeq and is a predicted model, not a curated record. Lineage: Eukaryota; Metazoa; Chordata; Aves; Pelecaniformes; Ardeidae. Gene Ontology annotation, molecular function: olfactory receptor activity; G protein-coupled receptor activity. Gene Ontology annotation, biological process: G protein-coupled receptor signaling pathway. Bases 135 to 893 code for a protein of 252 amino acids.
AUCACCCACUUCCUCCUCCUGGCAUUCGCAGACACACGGGAGCUGCAGCUCGUGCACUUCGGGCUCUUCCUGGGCAUCUACCUGGCUGCCCUCCUGGGCAACGGCCUCAUCAUCACUGCCGUAGCCACACCCCCAUGUACUUCUUCCUCCUCAACCUCUCCCUCCUCGACCUGGGCUCCAUCUCCACCACUGUUCCCAAAGCCAUGGCCAACUCCCUCUGGGACACCAGGGAUAUCUCCUAUGCAGGAUGUGCUGCCCAAGUAUUUCUCUUUUUGUUUUUCAUUUCAGCAGAACUGUCUCUUCUCACUGUCAUGGCCUAUGACCGCUACGUUGCCAUCUGCAAACCCCUGCACUACGGGAUCCUCCUGGGCAACAGAGCUUGUGUCCACAUGGCAGCAGCUGCCUGGGGCAGUGGGUUCCUCUAUUCUCUCCUGCACACUGUCAAUACAUUUUCACUCCCCCUCUGCAAGGGCAAUGCUGUCGACCAGUUCUUCUGUGAAGUUCCCCAGAUCCUCAAGCUCUCCUGCACAGAUGCCUACCUCAGGGAAUUUGGGCUUAUUGUGGUUAGUGUCUUUGUGGGGAUUGGAUGUUUUGCUUUCAUUGUGCUAUCCUAUGUGCAGAUCUUCCGGGCUGUGCUGAGGAUCCCCUCUCAGCAGGGACGGCACAAAGCCUUUUCCACAUGCCUGCCUCACCUGGCUGUGGUCUCCCUGUUUCUCAGCACAGGCGUGUUUGCCUACCUGAAGCCCCCCUCCAUCUCCUUCCCAUCCCUGGACCUGAUGGUGGCAGUACCUUACUCGGUGGUGCCUUCAACAGUGAACCCCCUCAUCUACAGCAUGAGGAACGAGGAGCUCCAGGAUGCAGUCCGGAAACUGAUAACUGGAUGGUUUUUUUAA